CGGAUUCGAUCGAAAUGGGCACCGAUGAUGAAAUGUCUGACGACGAAGAAGAAAUUCUCGUAUACGUAGAAUUCGAAGGACUUGCCGAUGGCAAUGUUUUCAGCGAAAAGCAGCUACAAUUAGAUAUGAUCGGUAUAGAUACGGAACAUCCUAUAAUGCAAAUCAAUGGGAAGUUUUACGAGGGUACUUAUGAAGAUGUUAUUGGUACUUAUAUGUUUUUCACGAAAAAUGAUAAUUCUAUAGUAGAUGAUCCUGUCUUUGAUGUUGCUCCCAAUUUUAAAUAUUUCGCUAAAACUAGGAAACUUCUGAAAAUGCAAAGAAUAUUCAUAAAAUCCAGAACAGAGGUCCUUGGUGAUUCUGAUAAUAAACAAUGCAUUCCAAAUUUAAAUACACUUAAACGUUCAGGAAUACCAUUUAAAUAUCAAAAAGAAGCACUUUCAUUUUGGGACACUAUGAGAAAUAAUAGAUUAAAUGCAUUACAUACGUAUUUAGAAAAACAGCGAAUGAGGGAACAAAAACAAUCUCAAGGUAUAAUGUUAGAAUCUGAAUCUGAUGAAGACAAUCCAUUUGCCAUAUAUACACAUAGAGAAGAGACCAGUAACUUAAACAAGUCUGAGAACAUCAGUGUUGAUUUAGAAAAGGAAUUAAGUUACUGUGAUAAUCAAAUUUAUCCACAAUUUAUGUACCCCAAAGAAAUUAAUAGUGAAAGUUCAGAUACCACAAAAGAUAGUUUGAAAAGUCAGAAACGCCUUAAGAAAUUUAAAACCUCAUCAGAAUCAGACCUUUCAGCCUCAAAAAGUGAUAGUUGUCACUUAAUUAAAUCCAGGAAAGGUUACAAAACUAAGGUAUCUCAGAAAAGAAAGCUAAAUACAAUUUGCAAUAGACAAAGAAUACAAUCAAGAAAGAAGCAAUUCUCAUUGAAAGAUAAGAGUGCACCACUUGAUGCAAAAGAAAGAGAAUUAUUAAAUUUUGAGAAAAAAUCAGAUGAAUUGGAUAAAUCUAAUAUUACAGAAACUUUUAAUUCUCUAGUGAUUAAUGAAAAUAAAAAUGCUGAGGGGAAUAACAAGUCUAAAACAGCAGUAAUUGAAAAGUCUAUAUUAACUUGUGAUCAAAUGGAUUCUAGUAACAGUAAAAUUACAAAACAACUUAAACGAGAAGCAAAAAUGAAAGAAAUUUCACAACAGUUGAAAACAAUUGCAGAAGAAUACUUAAAUGCAAAAACGGAUUGA
Messenger RNA from Habropoda laboriosa, 1229 nucleotides. RefSeq lists its product as uncharacterized. The transcript is spliced from 3 exons. Gene Ontology annotation, cellular component: transcription factor TFIIIC complex. The coding region runs from base 15 to 1229 and encodes 404 amino acids. The record is from RefSeq and is a predicted model, not a curated record. Gene Ontology annotation, biological process: transcription by RNA polymerase III. Lineage: Eukaryota; Metazoa; Arthropoda; Insecta; Hymenoptera; Apidae.